This is a messenger RNA of Colletotrichum spaethianum, 1431 nucleotides long. RefSeq lists its product as uncharacterized. Lineage: Eukaryota; Fungi; Ascomycota; Sordariomycetes; Glomerellales; Glomerellaceae. The record is from RefSeq and is a predicted model, not a curated record. The transcript has a single exon. Bases 1 to 1431 code for a protein of 476 amino acids.
AUGCUUAUGGAGGAAGGCACAUCGGCGCCGGGUCCGCUGACCUCCCAUCCGGUCAUGGGUCCGCCAUCAAACACCUCGUCGUCGACUUCCAAUGGCCAGCGGCCUACGGCGAAACGCGCAAACUCGACACAGCGCGCCAACUCUCGCUUCGUCGAGGGGUCCAUGAACGACCGCACCUCGGCCGCGCCGCCCAUCGACUUCCUCGGCCCAGAGGACUCGUCCGAGAUUGCGCGCCGCUUCCACAUGGACUUCUACGUCGAUGCGCCCGACGCCGGGGUCUUCUCGCCGCAGAAGCCUCAGCAACAGCAGUACCACCAGCCGCUGCACCAGCAAUCCCAGCCGCUCCUGCACCAGCCAACAGUCACCUACGCCGAAGUUCAGAGACCCGCCAGCUCGGCUAGCAGCCACGUCGGCAAGAAGGGCUUCUGGGGCGGCCUGCGCGAGAAGCUGAGCUUCGUCAGGGACAAGGGGGCUAAGCGUCCUCUUAGCCUGGACGGCAGGCUGUUUGCUCAAGGAGGCGGGGCUGGAGGGUUCGACAGCGGCAGCAACGCCGGUGCCGGCGCGCCGCCGGCCACGACUCCGGCGCCCAGGGUCGCGGGCAUGCCCAGCAGAGAGGAGAUCAUGGCCAGCUACCAGCAGCUGAUGAAGGACGGCUUCUUCGACGCGCAUGCCAUCCGUUCCACCCGCCAGCCGCCGCCACCGUCGUUCAACCCGUCCACCACCGUGUAUUCGACCAAGCCUCCCGCGGAUAAGAAGUCCUUUGCAGAGCGCGUCUCGGGCCAAUGGCCUCUGCCGCCAACGGAAGAGGUCCAGCCGCUGCCAGACUCCCGCGACGGAAACAGGAAGCGUGGUUUCCACCAAGAGGAGGGCUUGUCUGCCGUCAAGAAGUUGCGCAAAUCCACCUCACACAUGUCUGUGGACCUCUCCGCUCCCGGCCUGCGGAAGCAGCGGUCCCACGUGCAAUCCGCGUCGGAGUCCAUGCCUCCGCCGCCGCCGCCCAACUACAUGCCUCCUCCCCCACCCCCUCGCGCUGUCGGCGGCGGCACCGUCUUCAUCCGCCGGUCGUUUAGUAACUCGACACGAGCAAGCAACAAGCUGGUCAAGCACGCGCCCUCGUCCUCCCUGGGCCCCAUGCCCAUGGACACCGACCUCCCACCCCCGAACCCGAAUUACGCGGCUAGUACCCGCAGUAGCAUCGACUCCAGCGACUCCCGGCGGUCAUUUGCGGAGGCCGCUCGCGCGUGGACCUCGCGCGCCGCUCGCAAGGCGGCCGAGCCCCUGGGGCUGAGGCCCAACUCCAACCACGGUGCGGCCAUGCAGUGCGGAGCCGAGCAGUUUAAGAGCCGCGGUUUCGGUUGCGAGGGAGAGAACCACAUCGCCGUGCAAGAGCGCGAGUUGCCCAGUCGGUGGAGGGGCAUGCGCUUCACAUAA